This is a messenger RNA of Prosopis cineraria, 1623 nucleotides long. RefSeq lists its product as uncharacterized. The record is from RefSeq and is a predicted model, not a curated record. Bases 1 to 1623 code for a protein of 540 amino acids. The transcript has 2 exons. Lineage: Eukaryota; Viridiplantae; Streptophyta; Magnoliopsida; Fabales; Fabaceae. Gene Ontology annotation, molecular function: DNA-binding transcription factor activity.
AUGGAUUCUGACGAAGAAAAUAGAGUACUUUUCUGUCAAGAAUUUAAGCCUCGUGAUCAUGAAUUUGAUGAUCCGGUGACUCAGGACGCGAAGGAGAACCAAGGGUUCGAUCAGGAAUCUUCCGAAGAGGUAGAGAAGAUGACGGUGAUGAUCAGCGAAAAGCCUUUUUCGUCUUACUCCGAGCUCCGAGAAGGAAAAUCUAAGAGUAAAACUAAUGGAGCUCCAGGUUCAGCUUCAGGUUCAGCAUCAUCAGUUCGAGUUUGUGAUUUCUGUGGAAGACAGUUCAGUUCUGGAAAAGCCCUAGGAGGUCACAGAAGAUAUCACAUUCAAGCUCAGAAAAAAAUGGAGGCUCAACAGCAACGAGAAAAGGUCAAUCAUUCUUCUGAUCAAUGUCCUUCUUCAAAUAAUUACUAUACCCUAAGAACCAAGCCCAGCAAUAACAAUAUGUCUGAGGAUUUUGCUGGCGGCGACGAUAAUCGCAUCAAAUCGAACAUUGGAAAUCUCAACAAUUCUUCAACAUCUUUCCGUUGUUGUGUUUGCGAGAAGGAUUUUCCAUCGAAGAAAUCAUUGUUCGGCCAUAUGAGAUCUCAUCCUGAGAGAGAAUGGAGAGGUAUGAACCCUCCUUUCACUGAUAACGCUCCAUUAGCUUCUUCUUCUUCUCCAGAAGCACAGUUCAAAGCAUCAGCUCAAGAUCGAUAUCAUGAUAAUGACGUCGGCGAAGCUAAUCUGAACAACAACAAUGGAUCGUCAUCUUCAAGUUUAGAAGAAGGCGGAGCUACUGCAAUAGUUGAUCUUUCUUUGUCUUGUUCUGGAAGCUGGCUCAAGAAAGAUCGAAGAGGAAGAGGAAGCUUUGGAGCUGCACAAGCAGCUCAAACCCUUAUGUAUAUGUAUUCCUUUGGUAAUUACUUUCGUCAUCUUCCUCCUCCAGACCCUCCUGCAACAGUAUUAUUACCAGUGAAGAAAAGGAAGAAGAAUGUGAACGAUGUUAUUAAUUCUUCAUCACCAUUGGCUGGGAAACAUAGCUUGAAUUGCACUGAGAAAUUAGAGGGCAUCAGUGAGAACAAGUUGAAACCUGAGAAUGAUGAUGAUGAUGAAAUCUGGAAGAUGAAGGUGAUGAGUUUAGUGAAAGAGAAGAAAAAGAUUAAGAAGAACAAGAAGAAUAAUUCAUCAGGUGAAGGAGAAUUGCUGAUAAGAACUCUGAAGGAAGAAGUGAAGCCUGCACAAAGCUAUGUAUGCAAAAUCUGUGAUAAAUCCUUCUCAACUUUUCAAGCCUUAGGAGGACAUAGAUCCAAACACAAUAGAGGAAAGAACAUUGUUAUCAGCUUGAAGGGCAAGGAACAAGGAGAAGAGGAAGAGGAAGAAGAACCACACAAGGUUUGUAUCAAUGGAGCUAAUUUGUCAGCUGGUGCAAGAUUGAGUGAAGAAGAAGAAGAAGCAGCGUCGCUGAUAAGUGAAGAGAGGUUAGUGUCAAGUUCGAAUAAUCAGGAGAAUAACAGCAAUAACGAAGAGGAAAUGGAAGAGGCAAGUCAUCAAUCUGGUUCGAAAAUUCUGGAUUUUGAUCUGAAUGUGCCUUAUGUUUCGGAGCACGAAGAAACUGACAAGUCAACAUCAUUUUAUGAGUAA